AGGUGCCGUCUGGGUGAUCAGGAACCGGGAAAAAUGGCGGUCCCUCUGCGACGUUGAGGCCGCGUUGAGCGGUUCAGCUCCGGUGUGAUGGCAGGAGAGCUGACUGAUAAGAAGGACCGUGAUACAUCACCUUCGAAGGAAGAGAGGAAAAGGUCACGGUCCCCUGAUAGAGAGAGGGAGAGGGAUAGAGAUCGAAAGUCUUCCCCUUCCAAAGAUCGGAAGCGUCACAGGUCAAGGGACAGACGACGAGGAGGCAGCCAUUCUCGUUCACGUUCCAGGUCCAAGUCCACAGAAAGGGAAAGGCGACAUAAAGAUCGAGAUCGGGACAAGGAUAGGGAGCGAAACAAGAAGGACCGGGACAAGGAUGGACACAGACGAGAUAAGGACCGUAAACGAUCCAGCUUAUCCCCUGGCCGAGGAAAAGACUCUAAAUCCCGGAAGGACAGAGAUUCCAAGAAGGAUGAAGAAGAUGACCAGGGGGAAAAGAAGCCAAAAGCCCAGCCCUUAUCUCUGGAGGAACUUCUGGCCAAGAAGAAGGCUGAAGAGGAAGCUGAGGCCAAGCCCAAGUUCCUCUCUAAAGCAGAAAGAGAGGCUGAAGCCCUCAAACGGCGGCAGCAAGAAGUAGAAGAGAGGCAAAAGUUGAUCGAGGAGGAGAGAAAGAAAAGGAAACACUUCCAAGACCUGGGCAGGAAGAUGCUGGAAGACCCUCAAGAGCGGGAACGCCGAGAACGAAGGGAAAGAAUGGAGAGAGAAACGAACGGCAAUGAAGAUGAGGAAGGGAGGCAGAAGAUCCGUGAGGAGAAGGACAAGAGCAAGGAGCUGCAUGCCAUUAAGGAACGCUACCUGGGCGGUGUGAAGAAGAGGCGUCGUACGAGGCACCUCAAUGACAGGAAGUUUGUCUUUGAGUGGGAUGCCUCUGAGGACACAUCCAUAGACUACAACCCGUUGUACAAGGAAAGGCACCAGGUGCAGUUGUUAGGCCGAGGCUUUAUUGCUGGCAUUGACCUGAAGCAGCAGAAACGGGAACAGUCACGUUUCUACGGAGACCUGAUGGAGAAACGACGCACUCUGGAAGAGAAAGAGCAGGAAGAGGCACGACUUCGAAAACUUCGGAAGAAAGAAGCUAAGCAGCGCUGGGAUGACAGGCACUGGUCACAGAAAAAGCUGGAUGAGAUGACAGACAGAGAUUGGCGCAUCUUCCGGGAAGACUACAGCAUUACCACCAAGGGUGGUAAGAUCCCCAAUCCCAUCCGCUCCUGGAAAGACUCUUCACUACCCCCACACAUUUUGGAGGUCAUUGACAAGUGUGGCUAUAAGGAACCAACACCCAUCCAGCGACAGGCAAUUCCUAUUGGACUACAGAAUCGUGACAUCAUUGGUGUGGCUGAGACUGGCAGUGGCAAGACAGCAGCCUUCCUUAUCCCCCUGCUGGUCUGGAUCACCACCCUUCCCAAAAUUGACAGGAUUGAAGAGUCGGACCAGGGCCCCUAUGCAAUUAUCUUGGCUCCUACCCGUGAGUUGGCCCAGCAGAUUGAAGAGGAGACUAUCAAGUUUGGGAAACCCUUAGGUAUCCGUACCGUGGCUGUCAUUGGUGGCAUCUCCCGAGAGGACCAGGGAUUCAGACUACGAAUGGGCUGUGAGAUUGUCAUCGCCACCCCUGGAAGACUGAUUGAUGUGCUUGAGAACCGCUACCUGGUGCUGAGCCGCUGCACCUAUGUGGUCCUGGAUGAAGCCGACAGGAUGAUUGACAUGGGCUUUGAGCCAGAUGUGCAGAAGAUCCUUGAGCACAUGCCUGUCAGCAACCAGAAGCCAGAUACAGAUGAGGCCGAGGAUCCGGAGAAGAUGUUGGCAAACUUUGAGUCAGGCAAGCAUAAGUACCGCCAGACAGUCAUGUUUACAGCCACCAUGCCUCCAGCAGUGGAACGUUUGGCUCGUAGCUACCUGCGGCGUCCGGCUGUGGUGUACAUUGGCUCUGCAGGCAAGCCCCAUGAGCGUGUGGAGCAGAAAGUGUUCCUCAUGUCAGAGUCAGAGAAAAGGAAAAAACUCUUAGCAAUAUUGGAGCAAGGCUUCGACCCACCCAUCAUCAUCUUCGUCAACCAAAAGAAAGGCUGCGAUGUGCUGGCCAAGUCCCUAGAAAAAAUGGGGUACAAUGCUUGCACACUCCAUGGUGGAAAGGGGCAAGAGCAGCGUGAGUUUGCCCUCUCCAAUCUCAAAGCUGGUGCAAAGGACAUACUGGUGGCCACAGAUGUGGCUGGUCGUGGUAUCGAUAUUCAAGAUGUAUCUAUGGUCGUCAACUAUGACAUGGCCAAAAAUAUUGAAGAUUAUAUCCACCGUAUUGGACGUACAGGGAGAGCAGGCAAGAGUGGUGUUGCCAUCACCUUUCUCACCAAGGAGGACUCUGCUGUUUUCUAUGAGCUAAAGCAGGCCAUACUAGAAAGCCCUGUGUCAUCCUGUCCCCCAGAGCUGGCCAACCAUCCUGAUGCUCAGCACAAGCCAGGCACCAUCCUCACCAAGAAACGUCGGGAGGAGACCAUCUUUGCCUAACCCCACAGCCCUUUCCCUGGGUGUCAGAUGCUCUGUGGCUUCCUGCUGCUUUUUCUUUGGGCCUUUACAUCUGUUUUUUUCAGCUUCCUACUGAGUGAUGGGGGCUGAUGGAAGCAUUUAGACCAUCCUGCCUAAUCCCUUGGACAAGUUCCAAGCCCAGGAUUAGGACUGUAAGGGGAGGUAAGAGGUGGGGGUUAAAGCAGGAGUAAAGUAAACAGCUGCAAACUCUGGCCUCACCAUACCCAUCUGUGGUCUCUCCUAGGGUAGUAGAGACUUCCCUCUGGCUCUCAGUUGGGCGUUGGGUUGUCAUUUUCCCCCAGACUGAACAGGCCCCUGGGUGCCUGGAUGGAACCUUCUUUGGCACAGUCUUCUGAUUGCACUAGCCACAGCAGCGUUGCCUGGAGUGAUCUGGGGGUACUGAAACCACGAAGGCUCUUUGACAUUGGCAGCUUUCCUUCAUGGUCACUUUGAUCACCUUUUCCCAUUUGGCUUAUAAAGCAAGUCAAGAGCAUUUGACCUGUGUAUAGCUGCUGUGCCAGGGAGAAAAUGUUCUGCAUACUCAGCCACUCCUGGCCCAAGGGGAGUAUUUUUUUUUAAACAAAUAUUGUGGGGUCAGAGUAGGACUGGCUGUCUGAAUCUCAAUUACUAGCUGUGAACAGUUCUGUUUUCUAUUCUCUGAGAUGAAAAUUUGUAUGUUCUGGGAAUAAAUAUAUAAACAUUAUGUA
Molecule: messenger RNA, 3269 nt
Organism: Trichosurus vulpecula (common brushtail)
Lineage: Eukaryota; Metazoa; Chordata; Mammalia; Diprotodontia; Phalangeridae
Gene: DDX23
Product: DEAD-box helicase 23
Exons: 17
Coding region: 88-2544 (818 amino acids)
Biological process (GO): mRNA splicing, via spliceosome
Cellular component (GO): catalytic step 2 spliceosome
Molecular function (GO): RNA helicase activity; ATP binding; RNA binding
Source: RefSeq, a predicted model, not a curated record